Molecule: messenger RNA, 19656 nt
Organism: Talaromyces rugulosus
Lineage: Eukaryota; Fungi; Ascomycota; Eurotiomycetes; Eurotiales; Trichocomaceae
Exons: 4
Coding region: 1-19656 (6551 amino acids)
Biological process (GO): amino acid activation for nonribosomal peptide biosynthetic process; secondary metabolite biosynthetic process
Cellular component (GO): cytoplasm
Molecular function (GO): phosphopantetheine binding; catalytic activity
Source: RefSeq, a predicted model, not a curated record
AUGGAGGACUCAGGUACAAGCCACCCCAAUGCGGAAGACUUCUGGAAACAGAACAUGUCGCAAUUUGAAUCCUGCUUCUUGAGUCACCUGGCCGGCACCGCUUCCUCUUCUGACUGCCCUGCGAACGGUCCUGUGAAAGGGACUGUCGAGUGCCGUAUCUCGGAUUCAACCCUUCAUUUCUUCCAGCAGGCCUCGAAAACUUCUGCGUUGACAACUUUGCAGACAGCCUGGGCUACUGUUUUGGGACAGUAUCUAGCGGCCAACUCAGCAACUUUCAUGAGUGUGAGCGUCGGUAGUAAUGGGCCGUUGCAAAGCAAUAUUUGCCAUGUCGAAUGGGAUGAAAAGACUACCACUGGUGAACUGACAAAAAGCUUGGAAAACUGGCACAAGCAGUCCCUGCCAUACCAGGAUAAAGGGCUCUCUUCGUUCGCACAUCCAACACCAGUCUGCGACACUGCUGUGCAGGUCUCUUUCAAAACUUCUACCCCUUUGGAAGGCUUCGCUAAGCAGACACUGGAUAAAUGUCUUAUUGUUGUGAGCCUCUCCAUUAAUGAGGACAACGUAAAACUUAUCCUCGAAUAUUCUUCGUUGUCCAUAGCCUCUGCGCAGGUAAAAAGUCUAUCCGGUUCCCUGGAAAAGGGGCUCGAAAUUGCGGUGUCAAAGUCAUCGCAUCCGGUCUCAUUGCUAGAUCUCUGCUCAGAGGAUGGUCUACAGCAACUAUUCAAUAUGAAUGCGACGAUCCCUGAUACUAUCUAUGAUUGUGUUCAUACCCUCCUUGAGCAGCAGGUUGCUACUCAACCUCAUUCUCUUGCUGUUAUCGGACACGGUGGCAACAUGACAUAUCAACAAUUGAAUGAACGGGCCAAUCGCUUAUCUAUCGUUCUUCAAGAUUUAGGGGUUGGGCCUGAAGUAUAUGUACCAUUUUGUUUUCCGAAGUCUACUUUUGCCAUCGUGGCGAUGUUGGCAACCCUUAAAGCAGGGGGUGCAUGCGUUGCCCUAAAUCCAUCGCACCCGAUCAGCCGCUUGGAAGGAAUUUUACGGAAAACCGAGGCCAAAGUCGUGUUGACAGAUGAAUCGCACAGCACUCUGUUCUCUGGAAUCGUUGCUAACAUCGUUACUGUGACACCAGAAUCGUUGGAUGGCGAAGUCAUUAAUGGGCUCAGGACUAAAUUUACGGCCUCGGCCAAAUCCCUGGCUUCCCCGGAAAACCCAGCUUUUGUUGUUUUCACAUCUGGAAGCACUGGUGAACCUAAGGGAAUUGUUCUUGAGCACCGUGCCCUUUGUACAAGUAUGAAGCACCACGGAGCUACGAUGCGUCUUAAUUCACAAUCUCGAUCCCUUCAAUUCGCCGCUUAUACGUUCGACGUCAGCAUUGGAGAGAUAUUCACAACGCUACUGCAUGGAGGCUGUGUCUGCGUUCCAUCAGAUGAAGAGAGACUUACUGACCUUGCGGGCGUCAUUGGCCGAUUGAGAGUCAAUUGGGCGUACCUGACACCCACCGUUGCAAGCUUGCUUGACCCGCGAGACGUCCCAACCUUGAAAACGCUGUCACUGGGAGGCGAGGCAGUUAAGCAAGAAAAUAUUGAGACGUGGGCAGACCAUGUUUAUCUCAUCAACAUCUAUGGUCCAGCCGAAACUACAAUUUGGUCAACUGGUCUAACCGAUCUCAACGCCAAAACACCAGCUACAAACCUCGGUUUCGGACUGGGCGCCCUCAUGUGGGUGGCAAAUCCACAAAAUCACAACAUACUAUGCCCCAUGGGUGCUAUUGGAGAAAUUCUAAUAGAAGGCCCGAUUUUAGCUCGAGGUUAUUUGAAAGACAAAACAAAAACAGACGUGGCCUUCAUCGAGGACCCAGCCUGGCUUCCGAAAGGCCACCGGCCUCGUCGACUUUACCGGUCCGCAGAUCUAGGCUUUAUGAGUCCCGAUGGCACCUUAAGCUUUGUUGGCCGCCGCGAUAAUCAGGUUAAGAUGUAUGGUCAACGAAUUGAGAUGGGUGAGAUCGAAUUUCACCUCAAGCACACGUCCUCCGAAAUCCAGUCAUGUGCUGUUGAGAUGAUUCGACCAAAGGCACACAAUGAACUUCCGUCCUUGGCUGCAUUUAUUUGUUCCAAGUCCAGUGCUCACAAUUAUAAGCAAGAUAACGAUCUUACACUUCCUAUUACGACGGAAAUGAGACACAAUCUUAUGGCUUUAAAAGAUCUUCUAGCUCAAAGCCUGCCAUCUUACAUGGUACCGUCUUUGUUCGUUCCUUUGAUACGCAUGCCGACAUCAGUAUCUGGAAAGCUGGACCGCCGAAGCCUUCGCGAACUAGGUUCAAAUUUCACAGCACCACAGAUUUCCACAUACGCACUUUCAAGCUCUAAGAAGGAAGCACCGGUGACAGCGGACGAAAAGAUUCUGCAUUUGCUAUGGGCCCAAGUCUUAGGUCUACCUGGAAAUUCAAUUGGCAGGCUUGACAGCUUUUUCCAGCUUGGGGGUGACUCGAUAUCUGCCAUGAAACUUAUAAAGACUGCCCGUCAAUCCGAAAGAAUUUUGACAAUGUCAAGUAUAUUUCACAACCCGACCUUGGUCGAAAUGGCUAAAUUGCUUCAUGUGGCUUCACAUUUAACUCCACUUGGCAAUAUACAGCCAUUCUCCUUAUUGAAUACUUCUCCAACUACCAGCAUUGUGGAAAGUAUUUCUAGGAAGUGGAAUAUCCCAUACUCAGAGAUUCAAGAUAUUUACCCAUGUACUCCACUUCAGGAAGGCCUCAUGGCUAUCACUCAGAGACGGCCAGGCACAUAUAUAUACCAAAAUGUCUUCGACCUCCCGCCAAGCAUUGAUACCGCGAAAUUUCGUACUUCGUGGGAAACUGCAGUGCAGACUAUUGAAAUACUUCGCGUAACCAUUGUUCCUGGAGAUGGUGCCGGAGCUUAUCAAGUCGUCAAGAACUCUGGUAUUGAAUGGGAGACCCCAAGGGAUAUCAGCGAAUACUUGAGAAGCGAUUUAGCCAAAACCAUGCAGUAUGGUGACUCGUUGGCCCGAUAUGCAGUUACCGAGGGAGGAGAUCAAGGAUCGACUUUUAUCUGGACAGCUCAUCAUGCACUCUAUGAUGGAUGGUCACUGCCACUAAUUCUACAGCGCGUGGAACAGAUUUACAAAUCUGGCCAGCCACCACAGGAUUUGAAAUCAGUCCCAUUCCAACAAUUUAUCUCUUACCUGCAAAGUUCCGAUACUGUUUCUUCGGAAAGUUUCUGGAAAGAGCAACUCCUGGGUGUCUCCCCUCCUAAAUUCCCCCAUUUACCUACGGUUGCGUACGAACCACGAGUCAAUGAAAUACACCACCACGAAUUGGCUCUUCCUCAACCAUCAGCCACGGGAGUGACAAACUCCUCAUUGAUUCGAGCAGCAUGGUCGCUCUUGAUGAGCCAAUAUUCCGACGCCGGGGAUGAUAUUGUAUUCGGUGUUACAACUGCUGGACGCAGCGCAGAUGUUCCCGGAAUUAUAGACAUGAUUGCCCCAACAAUCGCCACAGUGCCGGUGCGAGUGCAUAUUGAUAGGGAGCAAACGGUCACUCAAUUUCUCAACAUGGUUCAAUCACAAACCGUUGAAAUGAUUCCAUUUGAGCAUAUUGGGCUGCAAAAUAUCGCCAAAAUAAACCGUGACUGCCGUGCGGCUUGCGGGUUCCAGAAUCUACUGGUGGUCCAACCAGAGGAAGACGAUAACCUGAAGAGCACCCUGGGAAUUCGUCAAAGAACCGACCCCGCUGUUGGCAUUCACACAUAUGCAUUAGUCGUCCAAGCCAUGCUCAGGACCGAUGCUAUCAAGCUCCAAAUUGACUUUGACAAUAAAGUGCUGUCAUCCUGGCAAGUUCAGCGUAUUUGCUACCAGCUGGAUCAUAUAAUUCAUCAACUUUGCUUGAAUAUAUCAACGCAGCUUGACCAGCUUAGGUUCUGCAGCGAGCAGGAUAUGACACAGCUCAUGGAUUGGAACCGUAACUUUCCUUACGUCGAAACACGAACCGUACAUCAAAUCAUCGAGUCCCAGGCUUAUCUCACGCCAGAUGCUGAAGCCAUCUGCUCUUGGGAUGGAAAUUUCACGUAUAAAGAAGUCGAUCAGCUGUCAAAUCGACUUGCUCGUUAUUUGGUGGAACUAGGAGUCGGGCCUGAAAUUAUGGUCCCAUAUUGCUUCAAUAAGUCAGCAUGGACUGUAAUAGUCAUGUUGGCAAUAGUCAAAGCCGGCGGUGCAUGCGUUGCUUUGGACCCUGGACAUCCCAUUGACCGCAUGGAAGCAAUCAUCACCAAUUCCAGUGCGCAACUUGUUAUUACAACCCCUGAACAUUGUCAUCGAUUUGAAAACUUGGUCCCGCGAGUAAUAAGCUUCACCCCAGAAAUAUUCGCUACCAUAACAAAGGAUGAUGGAUCCGUGCCUUCAAGGUCAACUUUACGCAACCCGAUAUUUGUUCUGUUUACAUCUGGCAGUACAGGAAAGCCGAAGGGAAUUGUGAUUGAGCAUGGAAUGUUUGCCUCCAGUGCAGCUGCCCACAGUGAGGCCUUUGGAAUCACAUCACAAUCUCGUGUCUUCCAAUUUGCCGCCUAUACAUUCGAUGUUAGCGUCGGUGAUAUCUUCACAUCUUUAAUGCGUGGAGCAUGCAUUUGUGUGCCAUCUGAUGCUGAGCGGAUGAAUAAUAUUUCUGGUGCUAUCAACCGAAUGAAGGCAAAUUACAGCUUUCUAACUCCUACGGUUGCCAACUUACUCAGCCCUGCCGAGGUGCCGACGCUGAAGGGCCUAACCCUAGGUGGUGAAGCCUCCACUUAUGAGAAUAUUCGAACAUGGGCCGAACAUCUGGACCUUAUUGUCUGUUACGGACCUGCUGAGUGCUCAGUAUAUUGCUCAGCAAAUCCACCCGCGACGCUGCAAAGCAAUCCCGCUAUUCUUGGGAAGGCCGUAGGAGCUCUUAUUUGGCUUGUGGAUCCACAAAAUCACAACAGACUGAGUCCGAUAGGCUGUGUCGGCGAGCUCGUUGUUCAGGGUCCAACGGUUGCCAGAGGCUAUCUCAACGACCCCGAGAAAACCGCCGCUUCAUUUGUCGACAGCCCAGCGUGGCUACCUAAGGGGUUUUCGGAAAAUCACCGUCGAAUUUACAAGACAGGAGACCUUGCACGCUACAACCCCGACGGAUCUCUAAGCUUUGUGGCACGUAAAGACACGCAAGUCAAAGUGCGCGGUCAGCGAGUUGAAUUGGCAGAAAUUGAAGUUCAUCUUUCGCAUAGUCCGGAGAUCAAACAUGCGAUGUUAUCGGUUCCGACAGAAGGUAGCUACAAAGGGCGCCUUGUGUGUAUCUUAUCUUUCCAAGGUCUGUCUCCUACAGCAGGGGACCUCAGCGAAAGCGAAAUUCAGCUAGUAGAUGAUUCAGACAAGGAAAAAGCAGCAGAUUUGAUAUCAACUAUCCAAGAAAGACUCACAGAGAAGCUCCCUCCUUACAUGAUCCCAGCCGUAUGGGUUGUGAUGAAAAACAUUGUCUUAAAUGCUUCAGGAAAGAUGGAUCGCAAACGUGUCAAGGGCUGGUUGGAAGAUGUUGAUGAGUUCAGCUACCGCUUUAUUGCUGAUAUCGCCAACGCCAGAGUUGCGGCAGAUCGACCUACAACUGACGUUGAGAAAAAGAUUCAGCUGGCGUUCAGCAACACCUUGAACCUUUCAAUUGAUAAUAUUGGCCUCGAAACAUCUUUCCUCGUUCUGGGUGGCGAUUCUAUUUCCGCCAUGCAGGUCAUGUCCCGCCUACGCUCUGAGAAUGUCAUUGUUGGUGUACAGGACAUAUUAAGGCAUAAAACCACAUCUGCUAUCGCAAAGCGCGCCCAGGUUGAUAAAACGCCCCUCAAACGCGAUAUUGGGGCCAAACCAGAAAUUCUGGAAGAGUAUUUUGAACUGGCUCCAAUUCAAAAACUCUUCUUCGAAAUGCAACCGCUCGGACAAAACCACUUCAAUCAGAGCUUUGUUUUGAAGUUAGCACAUGAUAUAUCCACCACUACCCUGGAAAAUGCCCUUAAAGCUAUUUUACAGCGUCACUCCAUGCUUCGCUCCCGAUAUACCAAUAUCGAUGGAGUAUGGCGUCAAAAGAUAACGGCAGAUAUUGACGGGUCUCUUCUACUCGCUCCUACUCAACGAUUCUCAAGUCGUGAACUCAUGCUCGAGGAGUUUGCCAGACUCCAAAGGUCACUUGAUAUUGAGAAGGGGCCCGUUCUUGUCGCAGAAAAGUGUUGCGUAGCGGACAAAAAUUACCUUUUCAUCGCUAUACAUCAUCUUGCUGUGGAUCUUGUCUCGUGGCGAAUAAUUAUUCAGGACCUCGAAGAUAUUAUUGUUUUCGGUAAAUUCACCUAUCAGCCGUCGAUCAGCUUUCAAACAUGGGCAAAUAUGCAACGUGAAUAUGCUUCAAGCUCGUUAACUGAAAAUUUCACUGCUGUUAAUGUCUAUCCCGCGGACUUCGCAUACUGGGAUAUGGCAGUGGGGAAGUCAAAUACCUGGGGUGAUAUCACUGAAUCCUCAUUUACUCUAGAUGAGAAAACUACGGCCCUCUUGUUAAGUGACUGUCACCGUGCGCUUAGGACUCAACCCAUCGAUGUGAUGAUUUCCGCUUUGAUUUUCUCUUUCCAAAAAGCCUUCGCAGAUAGGAAGGUUCCAUCAGUAUUUCUAGAGGGACAUGGUCGUGAGCCGUGGACUUCUGAUGUUGAUAUUUCUCGAACUGUGGGAUGGUUUACAACCAUGUACCCCGUGAGCGUCGAGACCAAUACGACUACACCGAAGUGGUUGGAUACCGUUAAGCGGGUUAAAGAUAACCGCCAGAGCGUUCCUAACAACGGAUGGCCAUAUUUUACUUCACGGUUGCUGAAGACUAGUUCGUCUCAACCUGUUGAUGACUCCAAAAUCGAGAUCCUUUUCAACUAUUCCGGUCUCUAUCAGCAACUCCACAGAUCCGACGCACUCCUUCAAGAUACUGGCAUAUCUGGCACCCAGUGUGGCGAAAUCAGCCCAGUAAUGGAACGCUACUCUUUGUUUGAAAUCACCGCAUCUGUUGUUGAUCAAGGAAAAAUGAAAUUUUCUUUUGAAUAUAACAAAAACAUGACCCAUCAAGUGAAAAUUGAUUCGUGGAUCAAAUUAUGUGGUCAAAUUCUUGGAUCCGGUAUCAACCAGCUCCUGACAGAACAUGAGACCGCUACACUCACAGACUUCCCAAUGCUACCAUUAUCUUCAUACUCUGAGCUCGACAAGUUAACUGGAACAGUAUUACCAGCUGCAGGGGUCCAGAGCCUCGAUCAGGUGGAAACUAUCUGUCCGUGCUCACCUAUGCAAUUGAGUAUCCUAUUCGCUCAACUGAACUCUCCGGGUGACUAUGAGUUCUACACUAUCCUUGAAGCCAGUUGUUCUUUAGACACUGAAAAAUUCGAUGCACAGAAGUUACUGGAAAGCUGGCAGCAGGUUAUAGAUCGCCAUUCCGCCUUGAGAACAAUUUUUAUUCAAAGCGUUGUUAAUGGUGGGUCAUACGACCAGCUUGUUUUGAAGCAUAUACCAGCUCUGGUAUCUGAAAUAUACAGCGACGACCCAGUGGAACAUUUACGAAACAGGACGCCUGUCACUAUAUUCGACGGCAAGGUUGCACAUCAACUCACAAUCUGCCACACUAGCAUUGGUCGCGUGUUUUGCAAACUGGAACUAAACCAUGCCCUCAUUGAUGGGACCUCUAUGGCUAUUAUAUUGAGAGAUCUAAAAAGGGCAUAUAGCGGCAAACUUGAAGCGACCAUGCCAGCGCUUCCAUACUCUGACUUCGUAGCAUAUUUGCAACAAGGUAGGAAGCAGGAGUCAAUUGAUUAUUGGAGGAAUCAUCUGCAAGGCGUCCAGCCAUGCCGAUUCCCUGUCCUUGACGAUGGUCGAACACGGGCUUCCGCUCUUCAGUCUGUGGAUGUUCAACUCCCUAGCCUGACUCGAGAUCUUCUCGUCACUUUCUCGGACCAAUAUGGGCUCACUGUUGCUAAUGUUAUUCAAAUGGCAUGGGCAUUAGUUCUACGUAUAUUUACUGGAACUGACUCUGUGUGUUAUGGUUAUUUAACUUCCGGUCGAGAUGCUCCACUAAGUGAUAUCGAAAACGCCGUCGGUCCUUAUAUCCACAUGUUGGUCUGCCGUCAAAUUUUUGAGGCGAAUGACUCUACAUUGAAGGCCUUAAAAAUUAUGCAGGAAGACUUCUUGCAAGGGAUGCCCCAUCAAUAUGUAUCUCUUAGUGAGAUCCAAAGCGCCCUCGGACUUACCGGCCAGAAGCUGUUCAAUACUGCCAUGUCGUUCCAGCGAUAUCCAAAGACAGAAAAAGAGACUCUUUCUCUAGAAGCAGUUUACGAUUUUGAUCCAACUGAGUUUGAUAUAACCGUCAAUGUUGCAACGAGCGAUGAUGACGGGCUCAGAGUUGAUCUUACCUAUUGGACAUCGAAACUGUCUCCUGAUAAUGCGACAAAUGUUGCACACACUCUUAGCACCAUCAUUUCUUCUUUGUUCGCAAACCCCGAAACUUUGAUCUCAGAGGUUAACUCUCUCAGCAAACAAGAUAAACAUCAUCUCCGAAAGUGGAACUCUAAUAUUCCCACUGCUAUUGAUCGCUGCAUGCACGAUGUCAUCAGUCAGAGAGCGCAAGAACGCCCAGAUGCUCCCGCUCUCGAAUCAUGGGAAGCGAUACUUACUUACGAUCAGCUAGAUAAAGCAUCAACUCGUCUCGCGGGACUUUUUGCUUCAUUUGGUAUCCAACCUGACGAUUGCAUACCAUUAUGCUUUGAGAAAUCCAUAUACACAAUAGUUUCUAUGGUCGCUGUUCUCAAAGCAGGCGGGGCUUUUGUACUGCUUGAUCCGAAAUUCCCUGAUAGUCGCCUUAACGGUAUCCUGGGUGACAUCAACGCAAGAUUUAUAAUUGCAUCUCCACAAACCGAGGGCCGGUGUAAGCACCUGUUGGAGCAAGUCGUUGUGGUCUCACCUACAAUAAUCGACAGCCUUCCGGAUCAUAUCAUUUCAAAAAUCAAUCUAGCCAGCCCCGAUAACAUAAUGUAUGUUCAAUUCACAUCUGGCAGCACAGGCAAACCAAAAGGAGCAGUUGUGCAUCAUCGGGCUGCAUGCUCCUCUAUCGAGUACCACGGAAAAGUCAUGCGAUAUGGCCCAAAUUCAAGAGCUUACCAAUUUUCCUCCUACACCUUUGAUGCUAUCAUCUUGGAGGCGUUCACAACGUUGUAUCACGGCGGCUGUGUUUGUGUGCCCUCUGAAGAGGCUCGAAUGAGCAGGAUGGUUGAGUCAAUGAGAGAACUCAACGUCAAUAUUAUGUUUAUGACACCCACUCUAGCUCGUCUUUUCAAGCCUGAAGAUGUUCCCUCUUUAGAAACAUUGAUGUUAGGCGGUGAGCCUAUCUCUCAGGAUUGUAUCCAGACAUGGGGCGAUAAAGUCCACUUAAUUGGUGGGUAUGGGCCCGCUGAGUGCUGUGUAUACUGCUGCUACAACCCACUCAGUGAAACAAAGCUCCGACCCGAGGUCAUUGGCUAUCAAGUCGGCUCUGCGCUAUGGAUCGUUGACGCUGAAAAUCACAACAAGCUUCUGUCCGUCGGUGCUGUUGGUGAGCUAAUUAUCCAGGGUCCAAUUGUUGGUCGAUGUUAUUUGAAUGAUGAAGUUCGAACAAAAGCAACUUACAUCCCCAGCCCGCCAUGGAUGCAAGAAUAUCACCCGGGGGAACAUCAACUUUAUAAAACCGGAGAUUUGGCCCGUCAUAACUCCGAUGGCACACUGACGAUAAUCGGCCGAAAAGAUAGCCAAGUCAAAGUCCGGGGCCAACGUGUCGAGCUUGGGGAGAUUGAACACAGUCUGAAAGCGUCCCCAGAAGUUAUCCAGGCGUCUGUUGUUUUCCCUAAGACCGGUCCGAGUAAAGAUCGGUUAGUUGCCGUGAUGACUUUGCUCAAUAUUGCGGAUAAAACAUCCAAACUUGGGGAGUUACGAUUGCUCACGGGAGAGGUGAAAGAGCGGGCCCGGCACAUCAUCACAUCUCUUCGAAAGGAUCUAGAAGAAAAACUCCCUUUUUACAUGGUUCCUUCCAUUCUUGUCGCUGUCGAAAAGCUACCUCUGCAGGCAUCGGGUAAGACAGAUACACGCUCGGUGAAGAGUUGGGUCGAAAAGUUGGACGAGGAGACGUAUCAUCAGAUCUUGGAUAUAGAGGACUCGGCAGGUCCUAUUGAACCUAGCAACGAAGUCGAGGCUGCAAUUCAGCUGACAUUUGCAAGCAUCUUGGGUCUGCAACAAAAGCAAGUAAUGCUUGAUAGGUCUUUUAUCAGCCUUGGCGGAGAUUCCAUUUCGGCUAUGAAAGUCAUGGCUACUUUACAGAAGGCCGAAAUACCAUUAACUAUCAAAGACAUUUUGCGAGGUGGAUCAAUCUCAAAGAUUGCACAGGCUUUUACUCAGGGUCAAAACCAUAAUGGGCCCAGAAUUGAACGAGGCAGUGAAUGGUUUGGACUCUCUCCGAUUCAAUCGGCAUUGAUGAGUCAAUUCUCCGGGCCCGGUGCUAGCAGCAAUAUAACGGAUGCUAUUCAUACCUUUACCGACAACAUGAUGGUGUCAUUGAAAAUAAGGGUAGAAGAAUCUGAAAUACGGACGGCAUUCAAUAACCUUGCAACACGCCACGCCAUACUCCGCACACGCUUCAACAUCAAGCCUCGAGGACAAUUGGCACAGACUAUAUCUCCCAAUGCCAUGAACAGCAUUAUAUUUGACAUAACUCAUGAAUUUGAUGGGUCAGACAUUACUUCAAUUGUGUCGUCCACCACAAAGAAGGUCAAUAUCUUUGCCGGUCCAGUUUUUGGGGCUCAUUUGAUCUUCCGUAAAAAUCACGCGACCUUGCUAUUCCUUGUGGCACACCGACUCAUUGUUGAUUCCACAUCAUGGACCGUUAUUUUAGAAGAUCUUGAAAGGUAUCUAAGAGGUGAAACUCCCCCAGAGGUGUCCAACCCUGUCCGGGAGUUGUACAAUGCUCAAGCGACUCUUCUUGCUCCAGAUCUUGAGCCACAAUCUGUUAUUGGGCUCCCAGAGACGCCAUACGGAAAUAAUACAGCUGAUCCUCUCCCUGGGAAAUAUGCGAAACGUGAAUCAUUCAUUGUCACUCCUGCUGCCACGGAAGCCCUUCUCGGGCCGGCCAACUCGGCGUUUGGAACAGAUGCAGUAGACCUGUUCUUGUCCGCUUUGUUGGCUUCUUUCGGAAUUAUUUUCCCGGAGCGCAACCUUCCCUCUACUCUGACAGAAAACCAUCGACGUUCCUUUUCCAAAGAGGGCGGCUACCCAUCUCUUGUGGGAGCUUUCACCGUUCCAUACACUUUCGUUUCCUUAGAGAACCGCAAAAUGGAGGUUUUUGAUAUCAUUAGGCAAGUGAAAGACUACAGUCGCCACCAUAUCCGCGAGCCUCGAAAUCAGAUCUCUCCAACAAAUUCUUAUUCAGUACCUGAAAUUGUUUUGAAAUAUUUGCCAGAUACCGACAAAUCGGUCUAUGACAGGUCUCUGUUUACAAGGGAGCGAUUUUCUACCGGACUCUCUAAAUCAGAUAUUCUUCCUCCUGGUAUCAUCGUGAUAGAUAUUCAGGCAAUUUCCAAAACUCUUGAGGUAGCAUUUUACUACGAUGAUGGCAACAGUCAGAGGGAGCGUAUCUCUCAAUGGGCCAGCGCUUUUCAGGAUCAACUUCAGCACCUCGCUGAUAAAUUAAUAUCCGCUUCACUCACUAAGACGCUUUCUGAUUACCCCUUGCUUCCGAUGACAUACGACGAUCUUGAUAUGCUAUUGCACAACAGAUUACCGGAGAUAGGGCUGGACCUAGGAAACAUCGAGGAUAUCUAUCCGUGCUCACCACUUCAAGAAGGCUUACUUCUCGCUCAAACAAAGGGCACAGGUAGCUAUAACACGUACAUAUACCGAGAAGUAACUCCUCGUGAUGGAUCUUCUGGCGAAAUUAGCAUUGAGCGUCUUGUCACUGCCUGGAAGACCGUUGUCAACCGGCAUCAGAUUUUGCGAACGAUCUUCAUACAGGGUGUGAAUGAGGCGGCUACUUUCGCUCAGGUAGUCUUACAUCAUGUGGACGUUACACCUCUUGUUUUAAGUCAUUCGGAUGGCAUUCGACAGCUCAAAAAGACACCACCCACCGUUUUCCAAAAUGCGGAACCAUGGCACAAUCUUGUAAUUUGUCAAGAUUUUUCUGGAAAGACUUUCUGUCGAAUUGACAUUCACCACACCUUAUUCGAUGCGACGUCUGUGGAAACAUUAUUCAGAGAACUAUCGGAGGCUUAUGAAAGAGAGAAAAUCGCAGGUUCCGCUCCGCUCUACGGUAACUACAUUUCCUAUCUGAAGGCACAGCAACCAGGUGCGGCUCUCUCCUAUUGGAAAGACUUCCUUCAAGGCGCUGAGCCAUGCGACUUUCCAACGAUUAACGAACAAUCCAAUAACCAUCGGGAAACUUUGUCAGUCGAAUUUGAAGUUCCUGGAUUUAGCAACAUUCAGUCACUUUCGUCUCGGAGCAAUGUUACCAUAUCCACCAUUCUGCAAAUUGCCUGGGCCUUAGUUCUCCGCCACUAUACGGGAAACGAAGACAUUUGUUUCGGCUUCCUUUCUAAUGGACGAGACAUUGCGGUACACGAUAUUGACAACCUCAUAGGCCCUUUAAUAAACAUGCUAGUGUGUCGGAUCAAUUUGGGGCCUGAUGCUAAUAUCAACGAUAUCCUCAACAACACUCAAGAUAAUUUCUUGAAUAGUCUAACGCAUCAGCAUUCUUCAUUGGCCGAAAUAUACCAUUCUCUCGGUCUUAACGGCAAGGCAUUAUUCAAUACGUCACUUUCCUUCGUGAAUGACACUUUUGAAGAGGAUUCCAAGAGCCAGCCAGCCAUUGGGUUCAAAAAUGUGGGUGGGCAUGGUUCAACUGAGUACGAUAUAGCAGUCAACGUUGCUGUUUCCAAGGGGACUAUGGAGGUGGUAUUUACCUACUGGUCAUCAGUUCUCUCAGUUCAUCAAGCAAAUCAUGUGGCGGAAGCAUUUAUUAAGUCAAUCAACAACUUGGUAAAUAUGCCGGACCAGACGACUGUGAAACAGAUUGACUUUGCAAGUGAGUUAAUGUAUAAUGAACUGCAAACGUGGCACUCAAAACCUUUGCAUCCCGUUUACGACUGCGUCCACGAUCUUUUCAGACACGCUGCAUCAAGAUAUCCGGAGCAUAUGGCAAUCUGCUCCGUUGAAGGGAACUUCACCUACAAAGAACUGGACAAUUUAACAAACCGCUUUUCAUAUAUGUUGAAAAAGCUAGGUGUUGGUCCUGAGGUUCUGGUGCCUGUAUGCUUUCAGAAGUCACCAUGGACGAUCAUUUCGAUGCUCAGCAUCUUGAAGGCUGGGGGUGCUUGUGUUCCACUUGACCCUUCCCAUCCCGAUAAUCGAAUUCAAGGAGUUGUCUCAAACUGCAAGGCCAAUAUCAUUCUAUCUGCGCCAAGAUAUGCCUCUCGAUUUGCCACAGUGGUCGAGAAAGUUAUUUCAGUCGAUUCCUCGUUUGUUGAAUCCCUUCAGAAGGUAGAUUACAAUUACGAGAAAUCCAACGUCAGUCCAGAAAAUGCCGCGUUUAUCGUUUUCACUUCAGGAAGCACUGGAACUCCAAAAGGAAUCGUCCUCGAGCACAAGGGCCUCUGUACUAUGUUUUUAGCCAAUGCUCCCGUUGUUGGAAUUGGUCCCAGUACACGCACAUUCCAAUAUGCAGCCUACACAUUUGAUGUUAGCAUCGCCGAAACAUAUAUCACGCUAACUCACGGAGGUUGUGUAUGCGUUCCUACUGAAGAAGAACGUAUGAAUGACAUUGAAGGGUCUAUCAGUCGCAUGGAAGUCAACUGGACCUUCCUCACGCCCUCCGUCGCCUCUCUCCUCCACCCGAACGAUGUUCCAACUCUAAAGACAUUAACCCUUGGAGGUGAGGCCAUAGCUCGUGAUCUUCAUAGUCGUUGGGCAAGCCGUGUGCGUCUAAUCAACAGUUAUGGCCCGGCUGAAUGUUCCAUCUGGACUAGCAACAACCAACUAUUUGCCGACAGCUCUUGCGGAGACAUUGGCGAUGGUGUUAACUGCCACUUGUGGGUUACUGAGCCCAAUGAUCACAAUAAGCUUGUUCCCAUUGGCUGUGUGGGAGAGCUUGUUGUACAAGGGCCUAACCUAGCCCGGGGGUAUCUAAACGAUAGGGAAAAAACCGAUGCUGCAUACAUCGAUAGCCCUUCGUGGCUCCGAGGCAGUAACACGGUCCGCGAAGGAGAACAUCGAGUUUAUAAGACCGGAGAUCUAGUGCGUCAACGGGCAGAUGGAAAUAUGGAGUUUGUUGGGCGCAAAGACACUCAGGUAAAAUUCCACGGGCAGAGAAUCGAGAUCGGAGAGGUAGAGUAUCAACUACGUGCUCGACUUCCAUCCAAUGCCGAGGUUGCUAUGGAAAUGAUCAAGCCAUCGAGCCAGAACAGCCGUCAAAUACUAGCUGCGUUUAUUUGUGUUGGCAAUGAGGAAAAUCAAAAUACGACUAUCACGACUCUCGUCAACGCGUCAACAUCCACAGACGAAGGUGACUUCUUGCAAGAACCAACAGACAAAUUCAAAGAGAUUAUCAGCACUUUGGAAGUCUCACUUUCUGAGUCGUUGCCCGUCUAUAUGAUUCCGUCUCUAUUUGUCAACGUGAGAUGGAUUCCGAAGAACACAUCCAUGAAAAUUGAUCGAAAAGCGCUACGCCUAAGGGGAGAGGCUCUUUCAAUCGAAGAAAUAUCAUCUUACUCGUUCGUGUCUGGAGAGAAAUCAGCACCUACAACACCGGCAGAAACGAAGCUACAUCAACUGUGGACCGAGGUUUUGAAACUCUCUGGCAGUGCUAUUGGUAUCGAUGAUAACUUCUUCCGUGUGGGUGGCGACUCUGUUGCAGCCAUGCAACUCGUCACAGCUGCUCGAAAGGCUGGCCUUUCCUUGUCAGUAAUGGAUAUUUUCCAAAAUACAACUUUACGAGACAUGGCUUUAGCUGCGAAAUUUGACCAAAAGCAAGACUUCUCGGCUGAGCUUAACAUCGAACCUUUCAGCCUACUUCAUGAGUCCGAUGUCGAGAGUAUUGUCGAGGCCAACGCCAAAAGAUUGCAUCUCACUCGCGAGCAAGUUCAGGACAUCUACCCUUGCACACCACUUCAAGAAGGGCUCAUGUCUCUUACUAUGAGAGAUCAGGGUCUUUAUACUUUACAAGCUGUAUUUUCGAUUCCGUCCCAAAUACAACUCGAUCGGUUCCGCUCCGCAUGGGAUGAAUUAGUCGAAGAUUUAGAGAUUCUUCGCACUCGCCUUGUUGACUAUGAGCAUCGGGGGAUGUAUCAAGUUGUUAUGAAUCCUGCGGCAGACAAAAUACAAUGGAACUAUGCAAAUAGCCUUCAAGCAUAUUUGCGGGAAGAUCGCAAGGUGCCUUUCGAUUACGGAAAGCCUUUGGCACGCUACGCAAUAGUAACAGAAGAAUCCUCUUCUUACUUCGUGUGGACCGCUCAUCACUCUAUUUACGACGGCUGGUCUUUGACAAUGAUGCUUGAUCUUCUGAGCAAAAAGUACAACCAGGACCAAUCCCCCAAAAGACCUCCCUUUAAGAAUUUUAUAAAGUGGAUGAUGGGACUGAAUGAAGCAGCCACUAGAGACUUCUGGAUGUCAACUUUCUCUAACAGUACAGCUCCAUCGUUUCCAUCUAUGCCUCGCGGUUAUAGACCAAAAGCAACGGAAAUCGUGACAAAGUCAAUCAGAAUUCCGCAGAGAUCGAAUACAGCGAUAACCUUGCCCACUAUCAUACGCACGGCAUGGGCUUUGAAUGUUUCUCGUUAUACAGGCUCUGAUGAUGUCGUUUUUGGAAUGACUCAAAGCGGACGCAACGCUCCUGUUCCAGGCGUUACCGAUAUCGUUGCACCUUUAAUCACGACCGUGCCAGUCCGGGUGACAUUCGACAAACAGCAAUCGAUUGACGCACUUCUAAAAGAAGUUCAGAAGGCGUCGAUCGAAAUGAUUCCGCAUGAGCACGCAGGUCUUCAAAACAUCAGUAGAUUCAGCCUACAAUGUCAAACGGCAUGCAAAUUUCAAAAUCUUCUGGUCAUUCAACCGCAUCAAGAGACUGGAACGGAUCCUCUUAAUAUGGAACAAAUUCCAGUUACUGAUCUUGACAUCCCUGCGUUCGCCAUUGUUAUUGAAUGCGAUAUAUUAGAUGGGGAAAUCAUGGUGAGGGCCGGCUACGACCCAGACAUUGUUUCACCGGCCCAGAUGAGCAAUAUACUCUCACAAUUCGGCCAUAUCACAACGAUACUAUGUCAAGAAACAAAUGGUACUGGGAAUAAUUUGAGAAGCCUACCGUUGCUCGCCGAGAAUGAUCAACGACAAUUGCAAUCAUGGAAUCAGUCACAUGACGAACGUGUCGAUAGAUGCGCCCAUGACAUGAUUCGCGAGCGAGUAUUGACUCAGCCCGAUGCGCUUGCAAUUGAUGCGCCAGAUGGAAAAUUUACUUACAAACAGCUUGAUGAUCUUUCAACUCAAUUGGCUUAUUUGCUCGUCGAGACUGGAGUUGGAGCAGAUGACAUUGUGCCUCUAUUCUUCGAUAAAUCCGCUUGGGCUAUCGUUUCUAUACUUGGGGUCAUGAAGAGCGGUGCAGCAUUCGUUUUCUUAGACCCAAGUCAUCCCCUGGACAGACUUGAGUAUAUUACCCAGUCUAUUAAGGCAAGAUUUGUCAUAACAAGUCCAAAACUUAAGAAAGCGUGGAAACUCGAUCUCCCGGCUAUCACAGUCUCGUCGUCAUUUUUCAGCUCACGUCCUCACCAUUCUUCCAACCCUAUUACCAAUGUGACGCCUCGCAGUACUCUUUACGUCAUUUUUACGUCUGGAAGCACUGGGAGACCUAAAGGCUGUGUUAUUGAGCAUUCGUCUUUCCUCACAGGCGCUUUCCACCACGGUCAAUGCUCCAAUCUCACGCCGAAGAGCCGUGUGUUGCAGAUGGCACCUUACACAUUUGAUGUCAGCAUAUUGGAGACACUUACUGGACUACUCUUCGGGUCUUGCAUCUGUCUACCAGGAGAUAGGCAUAAAGGGGUGUCCGUUGCUGAAGUAAUUAAUGACCUAAACAUCACAUGGAGCUUCUUAACACCAUCGGUGGCGCGCACCAUUUCUCCGAAAAGUGUUCCCUCACUUGAAGUGCUCAUUCUUGGAGGUGAAUCAUUGUCUCGAAUUGACAUUGAAACCUGGGCUGGCAAACUUCUUCUCAUUAAUGGAUACGGACCCAGCGAAUGCUCGAUUGCCGUGGCUGCCAACAGAGAAAUAACACAAAACACCGACGCCUCAAAUAUCGGUUUUAAGAUGGGCUGCAACUGUUGGGUGGUGUCCUCCGAAGACCAUGAUAUCCUACUACCUAUCGGAGCUGUGGGCGAAUUGCUCGUCGAAGGCUCUAUCCUUUCUCGCGGAUAUCUAAACGAACCAGAGAAAACGGCUGCUGUAUUCAUUGAAAACCCGACAUGGACCCUCUCGCAACAGGGAUACAGUGAAAAUCGUCGUUUUUACAAGACGGGUGACCUGGUCUAUUUCAAUUCUGACGGCACGAUACAUUUCAUUGGAAGGAAAGAUACUCAAGUCAAGUUACGUGGACAGCGUAUUGAGAUCGGCGAAAUCGAGCACCAUGCGAGCGUCUAUCCUGCAGUUAAGCAUGCAAUGGUGGCUCUCCCUCGAUCAGGAAAACUUAAAGACAGUCUUGUCGCAAUUUUCUCUUUGAAAGAACGCACAUUCAACAGCAACGAUAACGAGAGCCCCGACGAUCUACGACCUCUCCAAGGGCCGAGUCUAGAUGACAUCAAUAAGAACCUCCCAGGCCUAAGAAACAGUUUAUCUCAGCGCCUCCCGCCCUAUAUGGUACCUACACAUUUUAUUGGGGUGGAAGAACUCCCUCUACUUCCGUCUGGGAAAAUCGAUCGCACCAAGAUCACUAAGUGGUUGGAGACUAUGAACAACAAGACUCACGAGGUGGUUGCCACCCAAAGUGGAAGCCUAGCUAGUCAUGCAGCUGGCCUAAUUGAAGAAUCAAACGCUAUUGCCAUAGCCAUCUCACAAAAGGUCACGCAUCUACUUGCCGGGACUGAUGAAGAGUACGCGGAGACAAUCCGCAACCGCAAUAUCGGACUAUUACAGGCCGGCAUGAACUCAAUCAGCGUGGUUUCAUUGGCGUCAUUCAUAAAACACGAGUUUGGCGUUAAGAUUCCCAUUGAAGCUCUAAUGAACAGUUCUGCCACUGUCGAGGACGUUGCGUCUCUUAUUGGAAAAGUUGAUGUUCACAAAGAUACGAAGGUCAACGUUCUUGCAGAAGUGGAAUCCGCCUUGGAAGCACUAGAAAGAGAAAUCGUGACCAGCUCUCAAACCGAGACACUCGAUCUUACACCAUCAAAGGGUCACCCGUCUAGAGUCUUUCUUACCGGUGCUACGGGCUUCCUUGGCAGUGUAAUUCUCCAACAGUUGCUGGAUAAUCCUCUUGUCAGUUCGGUUGUUGUCCUUGUUCGUGCCCGCGAUAAGAAACAUGCCCUGGAACGAAUCGUUUCGUCUGCAACACUAGCAAAAUGGUGGCGUCCAGAUGUUCACGCGAAACGUUUAGAAGUCUGGGUUGGCGAUCUUUCCAAGCCCCAACUCGGUCUUGGAGAGACCGAAUGGCAGCAAAUCAGAGGACAAGUGGAGCCCUCACAGCGAAUUGAUGCCAUCAUCCACAAUGGUGCAGCUGUCCACUGGGUAGCAGACUAUGCAAGCCUUAAACAAACCAACGUCUCCAGCGUCGUUUCUCUACUUGGUUCUUUGGCACAAACCUCUAGAGCACCGUCACCACGCUUCACCUUUGUUUCUGGUGGUGAAGUAUCUUUGGACGAGGAGGCGGACACUGAUGAAUCAGAAAUCGUUGAGUCGAUGGGAAUGGCAACAGGAUAUGCUCAGACCAAGUUCGUGGCUGAUGAAAUCGUAAGGCGAUUUUCCAAGAAAUAUCCAACUGCAUUCUCGUCAAUUGUGAAGCCUGGGUUGAUCAUCGGAACUGCUGAAUCGGGAGUUUCGAAUGCGGAUGACUUUUUCUGGCGCGUGGUGGCAACCGCCGUCGAUAUUCAAGGAUACAAUGCUGAAGAACCAGAGGCUACUAUUUUGCUGGCUGGUGCGCAACAAGUUGCAUCUGCAGUUCUUGACACGGCCUUGGCGAGCGAUAUACCUCCGAUCGAAAUCCUUGUUAGCCAUGGAGUCACCACACGGGACCUAUGGGGCAUAUUGAGCGAAGAAUUUGGAUAUCCAAUGCAACCAAUGAGCCCAGAUGCAUGGCUAGAAAAGAUGAAAGCAAACGUACACGCUACAGGUGAGCAGCAUCGUCUAUGGCCCGUUCUACACUUCCUCGAGGCAACUGGAGGCUAUCUUGGUCGCCAAUUGCCCGCACAUUUGGAACAAAGCAAGGAUCAAAUGGAAGAAGUCAAAGCAUCACUACGGAGCAGUAUCAGCUAUAUGCGUCGGAUAGGAUAUUUCGCUUCUGAUUCCAAAGCGGGGGGCAAGCCUGCUGAGUCUGGGUUUACUCGGUCUAUCAACACGACCACAAAUGGGGUUUCUUCGUUUUCGUGA